AUGACUCCACCUCAUAAAGAUCACCAUCAGUCAUCAACGAGUAACAAUUCAAAUAUUUUAUUAUUAACAGGACGUGAAAAUUUAUCUUGUGAACAAAUCAUCAAAAAACUUAAUAAUACGAUUGACUUGAAUAUCAGUUACGAAGAAAUUUCUCGUGAUGGGUUAAAAAAAUAUUUAUAUUCUUUGAUUGAACGAAAACAAAUGAAUGGUGAAAAUGAAGAAGAUUCGUUUUUGAUUAAAGAAUCAGUCAAUCAUAUUUAUAUGAACACAUUUUUAGAUUUACUGGAUUGGAUCAAAACAUGUGAGAAUGAAGUUUCUGAUGAUUUAGAAAAAGUUAUUGGUCGUCCUGUUGAAAAUAUAGAUGUUGGUGAUCCCGAAACUUUCUGUCCGGGUGGACCAAGAAAAUUAGUAAUCCAGCUAUUGGAAGAGGAUGAUUAUGAUUAUGAGUUUGAGAAUCAGACGAAGCUGGAAGUGAUGAAGCGAUGGUAA
Messenger RNA from Entrophospora candida, 489 nucleotides. The record is from the annotation of a GenBank genome assembly. Lineage: Eukaryota; Fungi; Glomeromycota; Glomeromycetes; Entrophosporales; Entrophosporaceae.